AUGACAAAACAACUUAUUGUAUAUGGCUUGAGUGAUUUUUUGAAGCCUAUAGAACGCGAGACGCUGACGCUGGCGAUGGGAGGGUCGGUGGCGACCUUUCUAAAGCCCGCGGACUGCGCGUGGUGCGGUUUACUUUAUAGAAACGAAGAUCUCGCCCCCCCGCCCAGAGAUACAGACGAGGCUCCGGCCGAGGCCCCAGGUCAAGCUGACUCGGAGGCGUCCCGACUGCCGGGGGAGCCGCCGACGAUAAACCCUUUGGUGCAGCCCGGGCAGACGCACUGCCAAUGCCUCAAUCGGUUUUAUGUUUUUGGUCGCGAUGCGCCGGCUGCGAUGGUGGGGAUCGACUGCGCGUUGAAGGCGGUGCGUUGCGCCGAGCGGGACCGCAUCUUGAAGUACGUGCUCUCUCACAGCCGCGCAGUCGAUAUACUCCGCGCUUGCCGUCGCCUGAACCCUCAACGCGCUCUGGUGUCCAAUGAGGAGAUCAGUCGAGCACCCCGUCAGGCAUCCGGUGAGGAGAGGAACCGGGGUCCGGGGCACGAAGACCUGGUAUUUCUGCCGUUAUGGGAGUACUACCAGAGCGAGUGGGCGAAGGUGCAUCGGCGGCUGUGUUUCGUGGAGCGGUCUGAGGCCUUCCGCGCACGGGCGGUGGAGCAGGUGGGUUGGACGUACUACGACUUGUUCAUAGGACCGGUCUUCCGGUUCGCUGAGCGGGUGCGCGAACAAGAGCGCACACAGGAGGCGCCGGAGGCGGCUGCGGAGGCUGCUGCGGCGGCUGCGGCGUUGAAGCUGCGGGCGCCGAGUGGACGGAAGAGGUUGAUGGGAAGUGUGCGAUUCCGUGCGCGUGACCGGCAGCAUCGGCUUGCGGUCUUGGCUAAGUGUUUCGCGGCGCAGCAUUUGCCGGAGUUGUUGGCCUGGUUGGACCCUGAGGUGGACUUCGUGACGCUGUGGACGCGCAGUGACCGGUUAUUGGAGUUGUUGGUCUCGGCGGAGCGCUUCGUGUUGGGUGGUCGCGGACACACGUGUGCCGUCGUGCACAUGUUCAACCGGCUGCAGCGCCCGUGGCUGCAGGACUUGUUCACACGACACGACGCUCGUGACGAGGACCUCGAACUCUGUCGCCAACUCUGGACCAUUGCCGAAGCCCUCGCUGGCGCCGGUGAAGAUGCAGACGCCGCUCUUCAACACGCCGUCGUCCAAACCGAACUGCUCGACCACCCCAUGUGGUGCUGGAACGAAGAGCUCCAGCCGGCCGAGCAAGCGGCCGAGGAACCGGAAGAGGGACCAGAGGAAGAGGAGGAACCCGUGCGCACCAGACGCAAACGUUUCCGCACACACGAGCAAAUGGCGCGAGAAAGCCGCGAGGCACGCAGACAGGCCAUGGACAUCCUAGACACGCUCUCCCGCAUGCUCGACCGUGCGGAAGCCAGCUAA
Molecule: messenger RNA, 1431 nt
Organism: Gregarina niphandrodes
Lineage: Eukaryota; Apicomplexa; Conoidasida; Eugregarinorida; Gregarinidae
Exons: 2
Coding region: 1-1431 (476 amino acids)
Source: RefSeq, a predicted model, not a curated record